AUGAAUAUUAAUAAUCUUCUUGACAAACUAAUAAAGUCUAGGAAUUUUACAGAAUAUGCCUUUGCUUAUAACACACAUCCUACGCCUUCUCCAUAUUAUAAGUCUAUUAUGCUUCUGCAUCUUUUAACUACUAAUAUAAAAGAAUAUUACAAGGCUUUACAGACUAUUUCUGUAGAAGAAGCCAAUUCACAAGAAAUAAAUUUUAUUAUACAACUUGAUCUAUUAAUUAAUACAUGUAACUUGAAGAAGAUUAAAGAAAUUAAAGCUAGUGAUGAUAUUCAAUAUUUUAUAGAUAAGAUUAUUAGUAUUUCUACUGAAAAUCAAAAUAUAAAAGAAAAAAAACUUUCAAGUAAAGAUUAUUAUAAAGAUAUUAUAAAAGAUUGUAUGUUUGUGUCGCGAAAUUAA
Molecule: messenger RNA, 405 nt
Organism: Vairimorpha ceranae
Lineage: Eukaryota; Fungi; Microsporidia; Nosematidae
Exons: 1
Coding region: 1-405 (134 amino acids)
Source: RefSeq, a predicted model, not a curated record